UUUCCAUCUUUAACUGACCUCCACUGACCUCCUCCUUAUUAUUCCAUGUCCCUAUUUGUAUAUCUCAAGCAAUGGGAACCGACCUGUAGAUCUCGUCCCUCUCCACCCUGUAGCCCUCCAUUCCUCCCCGUCUUCUUUUCUGCGUCCCUUUUCUACAUUCCAAUCAGUUGGUUCUCGUCCGUUAACCAGAGUUGGGUGUUUUUGGCAUUGUUAUCCCUCAUUUGUAACAAUCGCCCUUGUUAGUUUUUUAAGAGGUAUUCUCUGAGGUAUCAUCCUUCGAGUUUCUUUGUCCCCCUCCUUAUCCGCCUGGGGCAGGCCCAUCACUAGAUUUCACACGAUUUAAAUAUCGGCCUUGACGCCCACAUCCGACCAAGGUACUUCACCGACGCUCAACUUUGGUUGAGUCUAAGUCACUUAACAUUCUCGUUCACGAUUGGACCCAGCUUCCUUUCGUCAAAUUUCAUUCUACAGCUGGCUGUUUACUUCCUUUCACUCAUCCCUUUAGAGGUAUCGGGUUGACCUCGUCUACCUCAUACAGUGUUGGAUCUCACCAACGUUCGAACUAACCAUUCCUUACAUAUACGGGUUGUUUGGGUUGAAUAGGUCAUGGCCGCACAAGCAGCAGCGCAAGCUCCUGGCCAGGGACAGGCUGCAGGAUGGACGCCUGCGAUGGAAAAUGAGUCUCUGUCAAACUAUCUACUGAUUAUCUGCGGUGCCGUCUCAGCCGCCCUCAUAAUAUGGCGUGUUACGACUGCACUGAUCACAUAUGUCCGAACUGUAACAAGUCUGAACAGCGAGACACAACGAUACUAUGUGGGAACGUCGUCAGAGUGGGCUUGGAUCAAGAAGAAUCUCCUGUACUCCCCCAUAUUCAGAAAGCGACACAAUCGGGAAUUUCAGUUGAGCAGUGCGAUCAACGUCGGAACACUACCUACGCGAUUCCAAUUUUUAUUCCUCCUCGGGUACUUUGCCACCAACAUCGCCUUCUGCGUCGUGCACAUCCCCUUCGAGAGCUUUCAGGACGCUGCGAAGCAACUUAGGAACCGAAGUGGAACUCUAGCAGUUGUCAACAUGAUCCCGCUAUUUCUCAUGGCAGGUAGAAACAACCCCCUCAUCACUCUACUCGGUAUGUCCUUUGAUACGUUCAACCUGCUCCAUCGAUGGUUUGGUCGUAUUGUGGCGUUGGAGGCAGUCUGCCACACAUUUGCCUUCUGGGCUGCUUCAGCAGCUGGAGCUGGAUGGGCCGCCACCCUGCAGAAUACCGUGUCAAAGCCAUUCUUGAUGUUUGGUUUCAUUGCCACUAUCGCCUUCGUCGUGAUCCUCUUCCAAGCCUCGAGCAUUUCCAGACACGCCUACUACGAGUUUUUCAAGUUAUUGCAUAUUGGUCUCGCUGCGCUUGCGAUUGCCGGCGUGUGGUAUCACCUCAAGUUAGAUGACCUCCCUCAGAUCAAAUGGCUGGUUCCGGUCAUUGGUAUUUGGUGUGGUGAUAGAUUCAAUCGUUUUUUGCGAAUCGCAUACCGCAACUUCGGCAAAGGAGGAACCAGCACUCUUGUGGAGGCGCUCCCUGGCAAUGCUGUUCGUGUAACGGUGAACAUGGCGCGACCUUGGACUUUCCGUCCCGGUCAGCAUGCCUACUUGUAUAUGCCAGCUAUCAGCUUCUGGCAAUCUCACCCGUUCUCCCUCGCAUGGAGCGAAGAGGCCGAAGAUCUCAGCACGGACAAGCUGGCCAUGAACCGACAAGAUGUGCUCGCUAUGCAAAAGACUAGCAUGUCUUUCAUCAUUCGAGGACGAACCGGAAUGACCCACACUUUAUACCAGAGAGCCGCAGCAAAGCCUGACGGCCGGCUUCUAACAACAUGCUUCGUCGAAGGUCCAUAUGGUGGCGAGCAUACGAUGCACUCCUAUGGAACCGUGAUGCUUUUCGCAGGUGGCGUAGGUGUCACUCACGCAGUCCCUCACGUUCGGGAUCUAGUCGCAGGAUUCGCGAAUGGAACAGUGGCUACGCGAAAGGUGAUCUUGGUGUGGAUUAUUCAGAGCCCCGAGCAUCUCGAAUGGAUUCGACCUUGGAUGACCGAGAUUCUGGCUAUGGACAGACGCCGUGACGUGCUGCGCAUCAUGCUGUUCGUCAGCAGACCCCGCUCUACGAAGGAAAUUCACAGCCCAUCGUCAACCGUCCAAAUGUUCCCUGGCAGACCUAACAUCGAAACCCUCAUUGGCAUGGAGGCCGAGCAACAAGUUGGAACCAUGGGCGUGUCAGUCUGCGGGCCUGGUGCCCUCAGCGACGAAGUCCGACAGGCUGUGCGUCGCCGACAAUAUGACACAUCCAUCGACUUCAUCGAGGAAGCCUUCUCUUGGUAGAUGUCAGUCCUUACUGAACCUCAGAGCACACACACACAUACACCCAUCAAAGGCUGCUCAGAUUAACAUGGGCCCAUAUCAGGGGACCAACGUCAUUUUGUAGCGUAAAGCUACUCGGUUCGAUUGUGCAUAUUUCCCUCUCCUUUCUGCGACCGUCGUCACAGCUUCUUGUAGAUAGUUCCCUCAUUGAUAGAUGCGUCGGCCUGUUGCCAUCAGAUAGCCAUGUCCGGAUACGUCGAGAAUAUAUGAUUUGAUUUUCCAAAUGUCUGAUAUGGCCCCUUGUGCAGUGAAUAUUGUCAUGUGACUCUUUGUGCACCAACAAAGGAUUACGUCUCUUAGCCUGUAGCAUAUUAGUAAUGCCUGUGUCUUAAGUGACCAAGGCCUGAAGUUUGUAAACAGACCACCCAACGAAGUUAAAAGUGAGUAGUCUCAAGGUUCAGAUCAAAACAUCCGAGCUAUCAAACGUAUUCAGUGCCUAGAAUAAUACAUUUAGUUAUACAGACAUGUAUAUCUAACAAGCUACAUAUGAAGUAAUUAUCGGCAAGGCAGCCAUACAUAUGAAUCAGCCUCCUAUUGACCCGUACUUACCUACCAUUUGUGCAUAGGUGACUACCUGUUUUGAGGUAUCGGAG
This is a messenger RNA of Annulohypoxylon truncatum, 2990 nucleotides long. Its product is annotated as ferric reductase like transmembrane component-domain-containing protein. The transcript is spliced from 2 exons. Gene Ontology annotation, cellular component: plasma membrane. NCBI's taxonomy places the organism in Eukaryota, Fungi, Ascomycota, Sordariomycetes, Xylariales, Hypoxylaceae. Gene Ontology annotation, biological process: intracellular iron ion homeostasis; iron ion transport; copper ion import. Gene Ontology annotation, molecular function: ferric-chelate reductase activity. The record is from RefSeq and is a predicted model, not a curated record. Bases 607 to 2358 code for a protein of 583 amino acids.